AUGAAUUCUAAGAAACGACGACAAAGAAGACAUAACAAAAAACGUAAACCAAAAGUAACCAAGGAAUAUUUAGAAACGGAAUCAGAAAUUUCGAAUCUUUUACAAAAAUCUCAAAUAGUUUCACUUGAAGAAAGUGAUAUAAAUUCAGCAGCAGAAAUUGAGUUUUUUACGGCAAAAAAUGAAAAAAAUGAAGAAUUAACUACUCAUUCCUUAGAGAAUAUCCGAGAAAGUGGAAAACGGUUAUCAAUAGAUUCAGAUGAUCCUAAAGAAAAGCUGGAAAUAGAAACGGAUGUACAAUCAAGAGCGGUAGUACAUCCGGUAUCUUCAUUUAUUCAAAUUGAUGAUCUAAGUCCUGUACGAAAAAUUUCAAAAGAGAAAAUAGUAUUUACGGACGAUCUAGUAUAUUAUCCUCGAGCAGAUGUUAAAACAACAAAUAUAAAAAUUCUUGACCAAGUUGAAAGUUUUGGCGAAGAUGGUGUACAUCACGAGACUGUUACUAUUGAGAAAGACCAAAAUUUAAUUCGAAUGGUUAACAGAUUUAAUGAAGAAGGAAAAUUUAAUUUGAUAUCAUUAAGAAAAUCAAAAAAAGGAACAGACGAUAUUCGAAAAUUUCCAGUAUUAAGGAAACCUGAUGCAAAUGAAUUAAGCAUUGAAGUUGAAAAUAAUUUAAAAGCAUGCACAAGGCGAAUUGGUGAACCUAAAAUAAAAUUAUUUAAAACAAAAUUAGAAGAUCAAUUCGUUGGAGUAACGAAACAUUUUCACUUAAAUUCUGAUUUUUUAAUUGAAAUCAAUCAAUCUUUUGGUGUUUAUUUGGAAAAAAAUAUACCAAAAACUAUAAAAAUUGAGAUUUUUGAAAAGAACAAACUAUCAUCACCGGAAAAACUUUGCAAAUGUUACAUUCCAUUGCAAUUAACGGUAGACUAUAGUGUGGGACAACAAGAAACUGUAGAAUUUUCCUCAAUCAGUAAAACUGAGAAAAUUUCAGGCACUUUAAAAGUUACAAUAUAUUGUGAAAAUCACUUGAAUCCGAUCGAUGUGAAUACUGAAAAGUCUGUUGUGAGAACUAAUUCAAAAUUGAAGAUUUCCAAAGAAGUUCUUAAAUCAUGGUAUGAAAAUAAUUUGAUUAAUCCUUUAGAUCCGGAAUGUGUAUCUCUGUACAAUAACAUAUCCGAAAAAUACAUUGAAGACCAAGAAGUUAAAGAAUCGAGUGCUAUUGAAGACAAUGAAAAUUUUCAUUUCAAUGAAGAUUUAUUGGCGUUUUGUUCAAGAGCUGAAAUCGAUGAUAAUCCACGCUUUAAUAUGUUAAAAGCACGAUAUUAUAAAGAUAUGAAAUAUAAAAAUUUUAAAUUAAUACCAUUAUAUGAAAAUGAGAUUGAAGAAAUCGAUAACGAAGUUAAAGUGUUGGACGAAGGUAAUUGGAUGGAUGCAAUCGAUUUACGAAAAUACAAAGGAAGAAAAUAUAUACAAAAAUUAUAUGAAACUGUACUCAAUCAUUGCGCACAGUUAAAAAUUGAUGAAGGCAAUUCUAAUUUAUUGAUUGGUGACGAACCCCCGACAUGGCGCUCCAUUAUAAAUUCAAUUAGGAGUAUUUUUGGACCAAGUAGACCAUUAAAUCCAACUAAAACUAUCCAAUCGAUAUCACCACUCAGUUCUCGUUUAGAAAAUUUUAAUAUUGUACUUAAUAUAGUACGCGCAACAGGUAUUCCAAUAAGAGAUACUGAUCCAGAAUCCGUAAGAAGAAGUGUAAGUUUAUCUUCAGAGACAGAAAAACAAUCACUUAAAUAUGAAAAUGUUAAACCAUAUGUUUCCAUAAGCUAUAAAGAUAAAAUGGUUCGAACAAUGACUGCUGAAGGUUCAAAUCCUACUUGGAACGAACAACUUAUACUUCAAAUAAAUGAAAAUAAGGAGAGUUUAAAAGAGGACCUUGUAAUUCAAAUAUUUGAUGAAUAUAUGCAAGAUUUAAUCCAUGAAGAAAAUAUAAGACCUAUGGAAGUUUACCAAAUAGUUCAUACGAACUGGUUAGGAGAAUACCGAAUUCCAAUAAAAACAAUCUUUGACAGACAAAACAUUGAAGGAAGUUUUGAAGUAAAUAUACCUAAGUUACUAAUUGGAUAUUCUAAGCCUGUAAUUGAUAUAAAUCAGGAUGGUGAUGAAAUUCUAAAUGUUGACUUAUUGGAAAUUCGAGAUUCAGUUUACAUUUGGUUGUACAUUAAUGUAGAACCUAAAUUCGAUGUACAAGUAGUUGACAAAACCCCUUUGGAAUGUUCAGAACUAAGAGAAAUUAAAAUGCAAAUUGAAGAAUGGUGCAUACAAAUCAAAGACUUAGUUCCUUUAAGAUUUUUAAAUCCUUUGAUUUGCACUGAGUCUGGAAAACGGAUAUGUAUGACAAGACUAUUAGAAUGUGUGCCUUUACCUGUUGAUACUCAAUUUGAAAAUAUAGAGAACUUGAUACGCCAUUAUGUAUCCUUAAUUCCAAUUCUAAAAAAUGAAACGGAUUGUAUGGGUUUAGAAGGGGUAUGGUUAAGUAAUCAAACUAUUUUAGAUACUACAUGGGCAUCUCCAAAAGAUUUGGGCGUCCUUUUGGCAUGCUACUAUAUGACAAUAGGAAUAAGAUGCUGGUUAGCGUUAGGAAUAAGCUGCCCAAAUGGCGAAACUGCUUAUAUAUUGACGCAAGAAAAUUCAAAUUUCAUUUUAACUGAUUCAAGCACCGGAAAACGAUAUAAUAGCAAAGAUGUUCAAUGCCCUCUCAAUAAGGUUUACUAUUUAGUUGGUCAGGAAAAUAUUUACUGCAAUUUACAAAAAGCAGAACGGGUUUCGAUGACUGACUUUAACACAAAUGACAAUUCACUUUGGCUUCCGCUGUUCACAAAAAGUAAUCCAGCUCCAAUUGGUGGUUUUCAUAGCUUGAAUUACAAAUAUAGUAACUCGUACAACAUUUUCGAAUUGCGUAAAAAUAUAGAAAGAAAAAUUAUGAAAAAAAUCAGUUCAUGGCGUUCUACUAGAAAAACUAUUUGGAAUAGAGCUUAUACUGAGAUUAUGAAUGACAUUUUAUUGACCUUGGAACAAGAUACAAUUUUAGAAAAUACUUCGGAAUAUUGUAUUGAAAAAUUAACAAAAGAAAUUACGAACUACAAAAUUUUUGGAUUUACAUUAAACUUUCCGUACAUUAAUUUAACAACAAUAUCCAAGCAGAUUCGUGGCACAGCAAUACACACAAGAGUAGAUAAAGACAUCGAAUACGCACUUUCAGUUUACGUACAACAAUACCCAAACACCAUACUUUCAUGUUGGAUAUUUUUAAUAACAUUAACCCCUUCCACUUAA
This is a messenger RNA of Condylostylus longicornis, 3324 nucleotides long. It is a transcript of the gene Cc2d2a, whose product is annotated as coiled-coil and C2 domain-containing protein 2A. Gene Ontology annotation, cellular component: ciliary transition zone. Lineage: Eukaryota; Metazoa; Arthropoda; Insecta; Diptera; Dolichopodidae. The record is from RefSeq and is a predicted model, not a curated record. Gene Ontology annotation, biological process: non-motile cilium assembly; protein localization to ciliary transition zone. Bases 1 to 3324 code for a protein of 1107 amino acids. The transcript has 5 exons.